Rotaria sordida is the source of this 1560-nucleotide messenger RNA. NCBI's taxonomy places the organism in Eukaryota, Metazoa, Rotifera, Eurotatoria, Philodinida, Philodinidae. The record is from the annotation of a GenBank genome assembly.
AUGGUUGAGUCACAGCUACAAUCUAUUGGUAUCGGUGUUAGUCUUGGAAUAGUUGGACUCAUUGGAUACUAUAUUUACGAUGCUUAUCGACAAUCAGUCAAACCCUCAAAAUAUAUGUUAGCUACAGAAAAAAUGGGAUUUAUUGGCUAUGAGAAAAGUAAUGGACAAAGAGUCACUAUGGAACAACAACAAGAAGCUUUAUUAAGAAUCUUCCAAUUAGCCGGCUAUUUCACCUUACCAAACAUCUGGCAUGAUUUGAAUUCGAUUCAAUGUAUAAAGAAUCUCGAAAAUGUCUUUCAAGAGAUAUCAGCUGUGGUGAAAUUUUCAAACGCUGAUCAAUCAGAUCCGAGACAAUUCAAUGCAAAAUACAUGCGGAAAAAUCUGUUUAAAAGUAAUAAUAUGGAUCUACAAGAUGCCUUGGACUUGAUCUUGUACAUCAUACAAUAUGCUUAUACUCGACAAAUUGGACAAGAACGAUAUGAACUUGUUUCACCUGACUGGAUCAUCACCUAUGCUAAUGAAUAUCGUCAAGCCGCUCGACUAUUGCGUUUGAUCGAUCGAGAAUAUCCAUCAUUGAAUGAGUACGAUGGUGCUUGGAGUGCUGGUGCUGCUCGUAUUGACUUAGUACAACGAAUUCUUGAUUUUAAUUAUCAGAUUAUGACACGAAAUAUUAAGAUCGAUGGUGAAACACUCGUUUUAGCCGGCGAACGAGAAAUUUGGGCUAAUAUCGAUGGCAUUUCCCCUUCAAUAAGAAAACAAUUACUGAAAAUAUCUCAGAAUAAUAUCGAUAUCGAUACUAUAUCUCUUUUAUCAUCUACAAUUGACGAUAGUGCUCGUAUUAAUGAAGGUAAAUCGUACAUGAUUCAUUUAGCGAAGUCUUAUAAUAUAAAAUUGAAUGCAUCACAACCAUUUAUUCAAUAUCAAAGCAAGGAGGAAUGCCCACUGGAUCGUUUUCCAGAUAGAAUCUAUGCCAAUUAUGAUGUGAAUGAAACAUCUAAACUAACCGAAACUCUUUUAUCACGUGAUUUAUUGCAAACUUUUUCAAAUAACAUCGCAAAUAAAAUAUGCAUUAUUGAUACAUUAGCUCAAGAACAAAUUCGACCUAAUACAGCAUCGACUGCUCGAGAUGCUGCUGAAAGACUGAUAAAACGUAUUCUUAUUGGUGAUUAUGGAGAUAAAAAGAUAUUUUUUAUUUUACUUUGUACGAAUAAUCCCUACAUCGAACGACAAACAUUAACUACUCAAAGACAUGUUAAUGGAGUGAUGGAAAAAUAUGGUUUGAUUGAAAAAGGUUAUCAAAUUAAAAUCGAAGGUUUUGGUUGUUCGUGUAAACAACCAUUAAUUAUCGUGCAUUCCGAACUUAGUGCAUUAAUUGCUGAGAAAUGGAAAUUCGCAGUUAAUGAUAUUCAAAAAUCUCUGAGAUUAAAGCUAAAACGAGAUGUUAAAACUUUAUUGUUUAAAACGCGUGAUAAGAAUAUUGUUGUGGCAGAUCAGCCGAAGAUUGAGAUAAAUCGUCCUAAUAACUUUAUUAAAAAUUGGUUUGACUCAUAUCUUGUCUAA